Molecule: messenger RNA, 3759 nt
Organism: Erigeron canadensis
Lineage: Eukaryota; Viridiplantae; Streptophyta; Magnoliopsida; Asterales; Asteraceae
Product: kinesin-like protein KIN-12B
Exons: 16
Coding region: 137-3622 (1161 amino acids)
Biological process (GO): microtubule-based movement
Molecular function (GO): ATP binding; microtubule motor activity; microtubule binding
Source: RefSeq, a predicted model, not a curated record
UGCACAUACUCUCUCUCUAUUUCUGUAUAUCUAUCUUUCUCAUAAUUUCUCGCAUAAUUGUCCGUCCAAACCCUAAUUUUUCCCAUAAUUUCUCACAUAAUCAUUCAAUCAAUCAAAUUAGGGUUCGUAAAACAAAAUGAAGCAUAUCAAGCAAUCAAGAUCUCCGAUAUUAAAAGAGGCUUUUUUGGAUCCGUCAAGCCCUAGUCCAAUCAAAUCGGCCAAACCUGCUAAUCGGAAACGGUCGAAGGAAAAUGCACCGCCGUUUGAUAUCAAUUCAGCCUUGGAUUCUUCGCCAUCGUCGAAAGCGGUCGUCUCCCCCGCUACUGUUGGUAAACUGAAAUCGCCGCUUCCGCCUCGACCUCCUCCGUCAAACACACUUAAGAGGAAGUUGAGUAAUGAUUUUGCUGUUGACGGCGGCGUCGGUGGAUCCUCUGAUACAGGAGUUCAGGUUAUUGUGAGAAUAAGACCACCUAGCAAGAACGAAGAAGAGGGGGAAGUUAUCGUCCAGAAGACAUCGGUCAAUUCAUUCACAAUACUUGGCCAAACAUUUACCUUUGAUUCAGUUGCAGAUGCGGCCUCUACUCAGGUUGAUUUAUUCCAUCUUGUCGGUGCACCACUUGUCGAGAACUGUAUAGCUGGAUUCAACAGCUCUGUAUUUGCUUACGGACAGACUGGGAGUGGCAAAACCUAUACAAUAUGGGGUCCAGCCAACGCACUGUUAGAAGAGGAGUUAUCUAAUGAUGAACAAGGUUUGACGCCACGUGUGUUUGAACACCUAUUUUCUCGCAUUGAUGAGGAGCAAAAUAAACAUUCUGACAAGCAACUCGUUUAUCAGUGUCGUUGCUCUUUUCUUGAGAUAUAUAAUGAACAAAUUACCGAUUUGUUGGAUCCAACUCAAAGAAACCUUCAGAUAAGAGAAGAUACCAAAACAGGUGUCUACGUAGAAAACUUGACUGAGGAAUCUGUUUGUUGUAUAAAGGAUGUGAAGCAGCUUUUGAAGAAGGGAUUAUCGCAUAGGAGGACUGGAGCUACAAGUAUAAAUAUGGAGAGUUCCCGCUCACACAGUGUUUUUACCUGUGUUGUGGAAUCACGUUGCAAGAGUAAGGAUGGUUUAAGCUCCUUCAAAACGAGCCGAAUAAAUCUUGUUGACCUUGCCGGGUCAGAAAGGCAAAAGUUGACCGGUGCAGCUGGAGAACGCUUAAAAGAAGCUGGGAAUAUUAAUCGCUCACUCUCUCAACUUGGAAACCUGAUUAAUAUUCUAGCAGAGGUUUCGCAAACAGGGAAGCAAAGGCACAUCCCUUAUAGAGAUUCAAAGUUAACUUUUCUACUACAAGAGUCGCUUGGUGGUAAUGCAAAACUUGCGAUGGUCUGUGCCAUCUCCCCAGCACAAAGCUGUAAGAGCGAAACUUUUAGUACAUUGAGAUUCGCCCAACGUGCAAAGGCUAUCAAGAACAAAGCAGUUAUCAAUGAACAAAUGCAGGAUGACGUAAAAUCAUUGCGUGAAGUUAUAAGGCAGCUUAAGGAUGAAUUACUACGGAUGAAAUCAAAUGGUAACCAAGCAGACCCAGGUGCGGGCUAUUCAAGUGGUUGGAAUGCUCGCAGAAGCCUGAAUCUUCUGAAAUUUAGUCUGAAUCGUCCAAUGAUGAUGCCACAUAUGGAUGAUGAUGAUGAUGAAGAAAUGGAAAUAGUCGAGGAAGCUGAGCAAGUUAUUUUAGCAGCCACUAAAGCAUGCAUAAAUAUGGAAUCUGUUAACACCUCCGUUGAUGCUGCUUGCGAUAAUCAAGAAAUUCAUGUCCAGUUGUUAGAUAAAUCAUCUGAUCAAGAUUCUUUGGGGAAUCCCAAUGACACAUCUUCUUCUCCAAAGAACUUGGAGGACUGUGACAUGCCUAAUCUUACCAUAGUACCAUCAGAAGUAACCCUUCCCAAAUCUCCAACUCCAAGUGUUUCACCGCGAGUUAUUAGCAGCAGUAGAAAAAGCGUAAGGACUUUAGCGACAUUGACUGCAUCUCAGAAAGACCUUACAAGCAUCAGUGCUUUUGCAGAAACUAACCGUCUGGCGGCCAGUUUAAUGAAUGGUCUUCAAGUAAUUGAUAAACACAGAAAAAGUUCUGUGCUGGGACGUUCAUCGUUCAGGUUUUCAUACAAACCUGUUGCAUGUGAAUCAAAACCAGUUAGCAAAGAGGUAGGUCUGCAGACGAUGUUUCCGGAGAAAGAGUUUUUAUGUAGCAAUUGCAAGUGUAAAAGCUCAGAAGAAGUAAAAGAUACAGUUCAUGAUGGCUCGAAUCUGCAACUGGUUCCCGUUGAUGAAUUACCGUUGGUGCACAAUAAAUCGAAGCAGAUUGUUGUUCCAAAAGCUGUAGAGAAGGUAUUGGCGGGAGCAAUAAGACGAGAAAUGGCAUUGGAAGAGUACUGCACCAAACAAAACGUUGAAAUCAUGCAACUUAAUCGACUGGUGCAACAGUACAAACACGAACGAGAAUGCACUGCUAUCAUCGGUCAAUUGCAAGAAGACAAAAUUGCUCGUUUAGAGAAUCUGAUGGACGGUGUUUUGUCAGCCGAGGAGUUUGUGAAUGAUGAGUUGACGUCUUUGGCAGAGAAGCAUGAGAUUCUGAAGGAAAAAUAUGAGAAUCAUCCAGAAAUUCUAAGAAAAGAAAUUGAGUUAAAGAAUGUACAUGACGAGUUGGAACGAUAUAGGAAUUUCUUUGAUAUGGGAGAAAGAGAUGUAUUACUUGAAGAAAUUCAGGAUUUAAGAAGUCAACUUCAAUCUUACAUCGAGUCUUCACCUAAGUCAACCAAAAACCAAAGCCCUAUUCUACAAAUAACUAAUGGGGAGUCCACUGAAGAGAGUGCUGAACAGAAAUUUGAAUCAGAGAGAAUUUGUUUCAAUGAAUUAGAAAGUAAAUGGACUUCACUUGUAGAAGAAUUGAAAUAUAAGCUACAAGAAACUCAGAUGCUUGUUGAAAAGCAAAGGCUGGACCUUGAUUCUGAAAGAAAAUGUUCAGCGGAAUUAAAUGAAGCUAUGCAAACGGCUAUGGAGGGCCAUGCAAGAAUGCUUGAAAAUUAUGCCGAUUUGGAAGAAAAGCAUAUAAAUAUGCUUAUAAGACAACGAAGAAUUCAAGAUGGAGUUGAAGAUGUUAAGAAAGCAUUUGCAAGAGCAAGAGUGCGGGGAGAUGAGUCUAGGUUUAUUAAUGCUCUUGCUUCAGAGAUUUCAACAAUAAAAGUUGAAAGAGAGAAAGAAAGAAGAAGAUUUAAGGAUGAAAUUAAAGGCCUUCAAGAGCAGUUAAGCGACACUGCGGAAGCUGUACAGGCUGCGGGUGAGUUAGUUGUUCGACUCAAGGAUGCAGAAGAAGCCAUGGCUGCUGCACAAGCACGAGCUAUGGAGGCUGAACGGGAAACGGAAAAUGCUUUCAAGCAGAUUGAAAACAUAAAGAAAAAACAAAAGGUCAAGGCAUCAGCUCCCGUUUAUGAUAUGCCGAUAUAUGAUAGAGAGGAGUCAAACACCUCAGUUGACCAGAAACCCAUAGAGGAAUUUGAGAAGUUAUAUAGUGAGGGCGAUGUAGAAUCGAGUACAUUGCCAGAACCCUCUUCCUGGUUCUCUGGAUAUGACCGAUGCAACAUAUAAGUAUGGCCAUUUGGUGUCAAGAGUUGUAUGUACUAAUAGAAACUUGUUGUAUACAAACCAGAAAUAUGCUAUUUCUUCAUAACUGAUAGAAAAAUCUUGUUAAUGAAUCAAAUUUUUUAAGUCCAGCUUUACAAUAA